GUAAUCAUCGUCGUCGUCGUCGCCGUCGUCAGUGUUUUUAUAAUCAUCAACGAACACACGACGUCAAUUUUUAUGGACUGCAAACAAAAAUAAUAUAAACACACAAAAGUGAAGAGAGCGUGAAAAAAAACACGAGCGAUACAAAGUGAAUGGUGGAAGAAGAAAAAAAUUUUGCAAACCGAGGGUGAAGCGAGAAAAAAAAACACCGAUUCUGAAAAGCAAUAAAACGUCAACAUUAAACAAAAUUCAAUUGGAAUUUUAUGCUGGCACACGGACACAAGAGUGCUGAGAGUGGCGAGUUUUCGUUUCAAAAGUGAAAAAACAUUUUUGUUUUGUUCGUCCGCAAUUUAAUUGAACCGAUUCAUUGUGUCGACACAAAGUAAAUACGUAUUUGGUUUAUUUGCCAGUGCUGUUGAUUAAAUUCGCGACUUUUUUUUUCUCCUCAUCUCAUUUCGCCUUAUUCAAGCGGCAACUCUGAUUCUCUCUCGUUCAAUUUGUUUAUUACGUGUGUGUUUUUGUGUGUGUUUUUAUCGUAUCAUAUUUUUUUUGUUAUUAUUAUUUUCUCGGUUCUAUAUAUGCAUCCGUUUAUUAUUGCGAGUGUUUUCGUCGAAUUCGUUCGUUGGAUUCAUAUUGUUUUUCUAUUUAUUUAUUUUCCUUCGUGUGUUUCAAUUCCGCCCAGGGAAAAAUAUUAGUGUAUAAUAAUAAAGAAAAGUGCCAUCGAAUCAAGAACAAUACAACCCGGGUCAUUGAAAAUAAAAAAAACAUUGCAAACAGAAGAGAGAGAGAGAGAGAGAGAGAGAGAGAGAGAGGAUAAAAAACAAUAAUCAGUUGGUUUGGGAUUUGGGACAUAUGACAACGUGAACAUUUGAAACGUGAUUCCGUUGAGAUAGAGAGAAACCGAUACUGAGAGAAAGAGAGCAAACAAGCAGCCAACAACAACAACAACAGCAGCCGUAGUAGCAAUACACAAAAAAAAGUAUGGCCAAUUAAGAUUCCGUGUUUCGGGGACACAAUACAAGGAGCUCUGCUAAAAACACGAACACAGAGUUGUAUGGAGAGAAACAAGAUUCCUUAUUUGUGAUUCUUCGCUUCAUUUUUUUUCUCUUCUGUUUGUUUUCGGUGGCAUUCAUCGCGGAACGUUUCAAUGUGUGUGAAUCAUUUCAUACGUACAACAAUAUAUAAGGCUGACUUCAUUUCCCCCACCGAAUCGGUUGCCAAUUCUUAUACAUCAACAUAAUAGUGUGUAUCAUCCAAAAAAAAAAACAGAAGAGAAAAAAAUCAACAACGGCAGCGACAACCCAAAAAAAAAACAACAACGCGAGUUUUUUCAUCUUCAUUGACUUCUUUUCAUAAAAAUCGGGAGCAAGACCCAACAGCCGAACCUAGCCCGAAUAAAAAAGACUCAUUGCAAUUGCACAUCGAUGUAUUUGUUACUGUGACUCGAUCAAUUGUUCGAUAUUUUUUCUUUUCGAUUUGGUGCAAAGAAAUGAAAUAAAUCAUAUUUUUCUUCGUUUAAAAAGUGGAAAACGGUUCGUUUAAAACGAAUAUCUAAUUCGCAACUCUUCGCACUAGCACAUCAAUUGGAUUUCUUUCGAGCGCGAUUCGGUAUUUUUUUUUUCUUCUUCGAUUCAGUUAAUUGCACUUUUAGUUACAUGGUUAAUGUGUACUAUUAACAAUCGUUGACCUGAACACACACACUCUCUCUCUAUAUCGCAACAUAAAAAUUCGCGCGCGGCUACCGACUAUUUACACCGUCAGCUAUGUGCACAUCUUGACGUGUACGAAUACAGCGUGUGUGCUUUUUUGUUUUGCCUUUUAUUAUUUUGAUUUGAUUUCUUCUACUUUUUUCGUGUUACUAUCCAUCAUUCGGUCAAGUAAAUUCAGUGUUUUGUGAUUUGUUGUGUUUUAAAACGAAAAAAAAAACAGAAACAAAGUCUUAUUUAAUUUUUAAAUCAGUUUGAAAGCGCCAUAGUGUUGUUGUUUAUGUUAAUUUUCGCGUGCUAUCGUGUGUUCGUCACUAUCACUGUUCUUCAAGCGGCUCAGCAUUUAUUACAAUUAUCGUCGUCAUCAUUAUCAAUCGGUUUUUAUGGAAGAGAAGAAAAAGAAAACAGCAAGUAACAAUAUAAAACGAAGGCCGUUGAAAAACUUGAAUUCAAUUCGUUCGAAUGUUUUUUUUUUCGUUGAUCGAAAAGCAUUUAGUUUUCGUUUACACUGCGCUUGAAUCAUAUCGCACGCCAGCCGCGACUCGUUUGCAUUUCUCUGCAUGAAAAUAUACUUGUACAUGUUUGAUUACCGUUUGCACCCUCGAAAAUAGAGAGAAGAAAGAAAGACAGAGAUAGAAAAAGAGAGAGAGAGAGCGAGGGAUAGAGAGCAAAACGACAGAAAAAAAACAAAAAUUAUUUUAAAAUAAAUCGUCGUUGCCAAUGACUUUUUCGCGUGUGCUGUGACACAGUUUUCUUCUUGAUAUUUUCUGUGUUUUAUUCCGACUCGUUGCUUGUUUGUUAUUUAAGAAAAAAAAAGAAAGGAACGAACAACAAAAACUCAGAAAACACCCGAAUGUGCUUGCCUAACUCAACCAUUCGACUCCAACCACACUGUGAUUUAACCAUUGCCUGCCCGACACCAACAUUGACUUAGACGUGUGCCGUUUUUCGUAGUUGUUGUGAUUUAACAUUAUUGUUUUUCUAUACGCCGAUCCAUCCAACGACAACAACAUUUCCAACAUUUUUCGUAAAUUGUUUCACAGAAAAUCGCGUCAUAAAACCAAAGAGGUGCCGGCGACCAUGGACGCGAAUUUACCAAAAAGUGUUUCACGUCAGCAGCUUAACGGCCAAAUGAUGUUAAAAUACACGAACGUUGUUAAAGGUUGGCAAUAUCGAUGGUUUACGGUAGACGCUCAAACGGGUAUUUUACGGUAUUUUCUACCGACGAACAACUGGUCAUCGUCAUCGACCAACAACAUUGCCACCGCUGACACCCACAGCAUAUCCAGUGGCAAUCGAAGCUUCGAUUUUGAUGCAUUGAGCACGAGCAGCGGAUUUAAUGCCGAUAGCCCAACAUGGAAUCACAUUGGCACCACACCAAGGUGGCAGGAGCAUUUAGCAGGUGCGGUGAUCACUUCGGGUGAAGAAGAUUCGCGAACGUUUACCAUCACUUGUGCAUCAGGUGAUACGUUAAAAAUUCGUGCAGCAAAUGCGGCCAGCCGUCAACAAUGGGUGGAUGUGUUACGAGGCAUCGCUGAAGCGCACAGUUCACAAGUGUCAGCCAUAAAGCACAAUUUCCAUCGAAAGCGAUUCUCAAAAAAGCAUUUUCCAUCCAUCGGUUCACACACCGACAUUUUGCCAUCACGUGAAAAUGCUGAUGCAUACACAAAUGCACGCCAACAAAUUCACCAAACAGAACUAUGUAAUGCUGCCUUAGCCAAAGCAAUUGAAAAUGUAGUGGGCCCAUUGAGUCCAACCGAUCCGGAUGUCCUGAUGUUGAAAGCGAUUUCAUCGGCCAGUACAAGUUGUCUAUUGCAAUGUUUAGCUUUAAUUCAACGUCACCAUGAAAUAAGCGGCGACGUUCGUGUACGAUCACAUUCAGAAGCUGCUUUUUAAAAUUUAAACAACAACAAUUACCUAGAUAACCAGAAAUCAAUGCUAUGCCGCGCUCGCGCUCGUUCGAUGCAAGCAACAAUUUAAAUCGAUUCAUUUUCAACCGAACAGAAAAACACAAAAUAAUUAAAUGAGAAAAUAUAUAUAAUGUCGCUAUUUUUUAUACAAAAACCUCAGCAAACACAAUGCGCGCAUACAUACGACAAGCGAAUAGAUUUUCAAAGAAAAAAAAUUCCGGCGAAAUUCGAGCGAAAUAAAUGCGUUGAAACAAAAAAACAACCAAUUUGCCCAACAUCUACUGCUAAGUCUUGUUAGGUUAUACGUUCAUAUAUCAAUUUUUUCAAAAAAAAAAAAAGAAA
Molecule: messenger RNA, 3955 nt
Organism: Sitodiplosis mosellana (orange wheat blossom midge)
Lineage: Eukaryota; Metazoa; Arthropoda; Insecta; Diptera; Cecidomyiidae
Product: oxysterol-binding protein-related protein 11-like
Exons: 4
Coding region: 2784-3599 (271 amino acids)
Source: RefSeq, a predicted model, not a curated record